Zygosaccharomyces rouxii is the source of this 1632-nucleotide messenger RNA. It is a transcript of the gene EXO5, whose product is annotated as Exo5p. The transcript has a single exon. Gene Ontology annotation, cellular component: mitochondrion; nucleus. The coding region runs from base 1 to 1632 and encodes 543 amino acids. NCBI's taxonomy places the organism in Eukaryota, Fungi, Ascomycota, Saccharomycetes, Saccharomycetales, Saccharomycetaceae. The record is from RefSeq and is a predicted model, not a curated record. Gene Ontology annotation, biological process: interstrand cross-link repair. Gene Ontology annotation, molecular function: single-stranded DNA 5'-3' DNA exonuclease activity.
AUGUUAAGAUCGAGAACCAAAUGUGCUAACAGUCUUCUUCAAAUACGUAAAAAAUCUCACCUACGCCAAGUUAUUAGCUUUUCUUCAAGAGAAUUGGGAUUGACAGAACAUGAACUAGAAACCAUUGAUAAAUUGCCCUUUUUUGACCAAGAUAGGGUCAAUACUCGUAAGAGGUACCCAACUACCAAGAGGCAAGCAUACUUAAAUGAGAAAUUACCAGCUGUCAAAUUAUUAUUCGGUGAAGAUCCUCAAUACCCUGGUUUUAUCAGUCAUUCUUUACCCUCGAUGAUGCCCAUACCUUUUGAAGCGACUCAAGGUACUGACGAAGAAACUAUUGCCAAUAGAUUAUCGGUGACUAAGCUUCUAACCAAGAGUUGGUGUGAACUUCGACAUGCCUAUGACGUCUACGCUAAAAUACCGAUGUUUGAAGGUAAACCUAUCAUUAAGGGUAAGGAGGAACAUCAAAGACUGGAGGAUGAAACACAUUCAUUAGCUGAAGAACAAAGAGCUUUUGAAAAGGAUUUCGAAGUUGUAAUUCCUGAUGAUGAUUUCCAUAAAUUGGCAGAAUCAUGGUUUGCAAGCUUAGUUAAGAUGGUUAACCUUUUUACUGAUGGUGAAGCAAGAGAAGUAUUAUGCCAUGGAUAUUUAAACAAAAAAAAGGCGCGUUUGGUAGAAGGUCCUAUUAUUGGGGAUGAUGAUGAUGAUGUUUUGGUAAGUGGUAUCAUCGAUCAUUUGAUAUUGAAGUUACGGGACGUUCCUGUUUCCAAUAAUGUCUUGCCUUUAAGACUAGAAAACGCCAUUGUGAGUAAAAAUUGUGAGGAUAUAGCUGUGGUCUUUGAUCAAUUAGAAAGGGCUGGUCCCAAUCUACAAAAUAAAUUUGAAAUUAUGGUUAGUGAUGUGAAGACGAGAUUUAUGCGGAAAAUCCCAAGUCAACCGAGUGUUUUAAAGGCAAGCAAGUUACAAGUAAUGUAUUAUCGAUAUUUUAUGGAAGUUUUGGGUCAAAAUCCUCAGGAAACUUAUAAUAAAUUGCUGAUAAAUGCUCAACGAAGAGGUUUCGACGUUAACAGGUUUAUUGAUCCAGCUAAGGUGUUAAGCAUGAUGGCAACUGAUGAUAUGAUAAGAAUGGAUAUGUAUCGAUUGAAAAAUGGAGAUGCCAUUGGAUUUGAACCAUUUGAUGAUAGCGAAUUAAACGUUUCAGAAUCAGCUACUUACGAUAUGUCUGAUUAUCACGACAUUAUUACAGAUGCAAGAGUCAUACAAAAGUACAGCGAUUUCUUUGAACCUUGGGCUAAACCUGUUACUUUAAAAUAUUUUGCAGCCCGUUUAGCUCAAAUGUACCACCAUUUGAGACCACUCUUGUCGAAUAAGUUGAUGAUAGAAUAUUAUUAUAACGGCGAUAAUUUUCACAAUAUCAUAUUUGAAUUUGAUCCUAAACUAUUAAGGGAAAGUUCUUCAGAUAGUGCAAAAUUUUGGUUCGGUCAAAGAGAUAUCGAACCAAUUAGUCGUAAUCUCAAGAACUUUCUCACCUUUUGCAAGUAUUGUGAUUAUGAAUCCGUAUGUUCUUGGAAAAGAGGCGGCAACGACAUGUGCAAAGAAUUGGGUACCGAUCUUGCAAAAAUCCAAAAAAGUUGA